Molecule: messenger RNA, 1221 nt
Organism: Lottia gigantea (owl limpet)
Lineage: Eukaryota; Metazoa; Mollusca; Gastropoda; Lottiidae
Exons: 3
Molecular function (GO): RNA binding
Source: RefSeq, a predicted model, not a curated record
AUGCCUGCUAGCGUUUAUUCCGAAAUGACUACUACUAGCAGCGCGCUAGAGGAUCAACGCGCAUUGCAGUUAGCUUUUGAACUAUCCAUGCUUGCUUUGAAUGGGGAGGAUGACACUUCUUCUUCUCCCCCUCUUCCAAAUUCAACUUUCGACGAAGCACACAUGAGAGCGAGGAGUGCCAAUACUACAGAAUGUGUGCCAGUGCCUAGUUCGGAACAUGUAGCAGAAAUAGUUGGAAGACAAGGUUGCAAAAUCAAAGCUUUACGAGCAAAAACCAACACAUACAUCAAAACCCCAGUUCGUGGUGAGGAACCAGUGUUUGUUGUCACAGGAAGAAAAGAAGACGUGGGUUUAGCAAAACGUGAAAUAGUGUCAGCAGCAGAACAUUUUAGCCAAAUCAGGGCUUCACGUAGGAAUAGCAGUGUAUCUAGUGUUUCGAGCAAUGGAUCUAAUUUAACACCAGGCCCACCAAGUCCUAAUGCUCCAGGACAAAUAACUAUUCAAGUUCGUGUUCCUUAUCGAGUAGUUGGAUUAGUUGUUGGUCCUAAAGGUGCUACAAUCAAAAGAAUUCAGCAACAAACACAUACCUAUAUUGUGACACCAAGUAGAGACAAGGAACCAGUUUUUGAAGUUACAGGAUUACCAGAAAAUGUUGAAAAGGCUCGACACGAAAUAGAAAGUCAUAUAGCAUUACGCACUGGUGAUUUGGUGAAUGGAAUCAAUGGUUUUAGUUCAUACGACAACGAUGAAGGAAUAAGUUCACCAUCUUAUGAUCCAUUUGUUCCUCCUACAACAUCACCCUCACUUCCAGAAAGUGGCACACAAAGUCAGGGCAGCGGUUCACCGAGCAAUAUCUCUCCUGUACCUGGAGAUCACCCCACCGUGAGAAGAAUCAGAAGUGAUCCACUGAGCAAUGGAUUAACCAAUGGUACAUGCAUAACAAAUGGUUCCUGUAUGAAUGGUCUGCCUACCACCUUUGGAUCUACCUCCAACCUUGAUCGCCCUUCCUCGACAAGCCCAAUUCUGGAUGCAAAUGGUGUGGUGCGUCCGAGAAGACAUUGUCUUAUUUGCUCAGAAAAUGAAGUGGUUGCAGCACUUGUUCCAUGUGGUCACAAUUUAUUUUGCAUGGAUUGUGCCUCGUCUAUUGUUGGAAAACCUAUGGCUGAAAGAUCUUGUCCAGUUUGUCAACAGCCACCAUCUCAGGCUAUUCGAAUCCUUUCC